AUGAGUAUUUUGACCAAAAUUAUCCUCAUGAUUGAAAUUAUUGUCAGUGCAACACACAUAGCGAAUGACAAACAUGAAGAUAUCACUAUAAUUGAGAUUGAUUACAAUAGCAAAAAGAAUGUACUAAAUUGCUUGUUUCUAAAUUCACUUACAAACUACACAAUUGUUGGACAUCUUAGUUUGAAUGCUAAAAAGACUAUCUAUUCUGUAAAUCUUACCCAGUCCCCUGCUAAAGUUACAGUUAUCAACAAUCAAAACACACCCUAUUAUAAUAACCUGUAUGCACGCGUUGAAUGUCAUCCAAUCUCCAUCUCUGCUCGUACUUUAGAUUUAGAUUACAGAAACAAACAAUAUGAUUUAAAUUUUAGUGAAAAUAAAAGAGAAGAACGAUUAAUUUAA
Heterostelium album PN500 is the source of this 399-nucleotide messenger RNA. RefSeq lists its product as uncharacterized. The record is from RefSeq and is a predicted model, not a curated record. NCBI's taxonomy places the organism in Eukaryota, Evosea, Eumycetozoa, Acytosteliales, Acytosteliaceae. The coding region runs from base 1 to 399 and encodes 132 amino acids. The transcript is spliced from 5 exons.